Molecule: messenger RNA, 1838 nt
Organism: Girardinichthys multiradiatus
Lineage: Eukaryota; Metazoa; Chordata; Actinopteri; Cyprinodontiformes; Goodeidae
Gene: cct3
Product: chaperonin containing TCP1, subunit 3 (gamma)
Exons: 14
Coding region: 81-1703 (540 amino acids)
Biological process (GO): protein folding
Cellular component (GO): chaperonin-containing T-complex
Molecular function (GO): ATP binding; ATP-dependent protein folding chaperone; ATP hydrolysis activity
Source: RefSeq, a predicted model, not a curated record
CAUCCCCCGCUUGAGCCCUCCCUCUCGCCGUACCACCCAGAACCUUCCAGACUGCUGUUGUCCGGUGCACGUUGUCAAAAAUGAUCGGCCAGCAGGUUUUAGUGCUCAACCAGAAUGUGAAGAGAGAGUCGGGACGUAAAGUCCAGACGGGAAACAUCAAUGCUGCAAAGACCAUUGCAGAUGUGAUCAGAACCUGCCUCGGCCCUCGGGCCAUGAUGAAGAUGUUACUCGACCCCACCGGAGGAAUUGUCAUGACGAAUGAUGGGAAUGCCAUCCUCAGAGAGAUUCAGGUGCAGCAUCCUGCAGCCAAGUCCAUGAUUGAGAUCAGCCGCACACAGGAUGAAGAGGUGGGUGAUGGGACCACAUCAGUCAUCAUACUGGCUGGAGAGAUGUUGGCCGUAGCUGAACAGUUUCUGGAGCAGCAGAUGCAUCCGACUGUGAUCAUCAGUGCCUACAGGCAAGCUCUGGAGGACAUGCUGGAAACUCUGAAGGAAAUCAGUAACCCCGUGGACACUUCAGAUCGCUCCAUGAUGCUGAAGAUCAUCCACUCUGCCAUCAACACCAAAGCUCUGAGCCGCUGGUCAGAACUGGCCUGCAGCAUCGCGCUGGACGCCGUUCGUACCGUCGAGCUGGAGGAGAAUGGACGCAAAGAGAUUGACAUCAAGAAGUACGCCAAGGUGGAGAAGGUUCCAGGUGGGUUCAUCGAGGACUCCUGUGUGCUGAAGGGAGUGAUGAUCAACAAAGACGUGACUCACCCGAGGAUGAGACGCAUGAUCAAAAACCCUCGCAUCCUCCUGCUGGACUGUUCCCUGGAGUACAAGAAGGGGGAGAGCCAGACUGACAUAGAGAUCACCAAGGAGGAUGACUUUGCUAGGAUCCUAAAGAUGGAGGAAGAGUACAUUCAGCAGAUCUGUGAAGACAUCAUCCGCCUCAAACCCGACCUGAUCUUCACUGAGAAAGGCAUUUCAGAUCUGGCCCAGCACUACCUGGUGAAAGCAAACAUCACCGCUAUUCGCCGUGUGAGGAAGACUGACAACAACCGCAUUGCCAGGGCCUGCGGGGCUCACAUCGUCAGCCGGACAGAUGAGAUGCGUGAGCAAGAUGUCGGUGUCAAGGCAGGACUGUUUGAGGUGAAGAAGAUCGGAGAUGAGUAUUUCACCUUCAUCACAGAGUGCAAAGAUCCCAAAGCUUGCACCAUCCUGCUGAGAGGAGCCAGCAAGGAGAUCCUGGCGGAGGUGGAGAGAAACCUGCAGGACGCCAUGCAGGUGUGUCGCAACGUACUGCUUGACCCUUUCCUGCUGCCAGGCGGUGGCGCUGUGGAGAUGGCGGUGUCAAAGCGUCUGACUGAGCGUUCCCGCGCUCUGACCGGCAUCGAGCAGUGGCCUUACCGUGCUGUGGCCCAGGCUCUGGAAGUCAUCCCCCGAACCCUGAUCCAAAACUGUGGAGCUUCCACCAUACGAGUGCUGACAUCACUGAGGGCCAAACACACUCAGGAGGACAGUGUGUGCUGGGGCGUCGACGGAGAAACCGGCUGCCUGUCCGACAUGUCCGUCCUUGGCAUCUGCGAGCCGCUGGCCGUGAAAGCUCAGACCUACAAGACCGCUGUGGAGACUGCCAUCCUGUUGCUACGUAUCGACGACAUUGUCUCUGGUCAAAAGAAGAAGGAAAAAGACGAGCAAAUGGGAGGACAGGGGGCCGAGUAGGUCCGGUUAGAUCCAUGUUGACCCAGAACAUCGGAGUCACUCCAGCUGUGUGUGUGUGUGUAAAACUCUGUAUGUGUGUGUGUGGGGACCAGAUGACUCGCUGAAACUUAAUAAAAACAAAGCUUGGAAACCUGA